Messenger RNA from Adineta ricciae, 870 nucleotides. The record is from the annotation of a GenBank genome assembly. Lineage: Eukaryota; Metazoa; Rotifera; Eurotatoria; Adinetida; Adinetidae.
AUGUCUGAUCUCUCAGAUCUCGAUCGACAACUGGAACAAUUACGACGAUGUGAAUUAAUCAAAGAGCACGAAGUGAAAAUGCUUUGUACCAAAGCAAGAGAAAUCCUAGUGGAAGAAAGUAAUGUUCAAUGUGUUGAUUCGCCGGUGACUAUAUGCGGAGAUAUUCAUGGACAAAUGUUCGAUCUUUUGGAAUUGUUUCGUGUCGGAGGUGAUGUCCCACAAACAAAUUAUCUAUUUCUGGGAGAUUUUGUUGAUCGUGGAUUCUACAGUGUAGAAACAUUCCUGUUGUUACUGGCACUCAAAAUUACUCAGGUCUAUGGUUUUUAUGAUGAAUGCUUAAGAAAAUACGGUUCCAUUAUGGUUUGGCGUUACUGUACCGAGGUUUUCGAUUAUUUGAGUUUAUCAGCUGUGAUUGAUGGAAAAAUCUUCUGUGUGCAUGGUGGACUCAGUCCAUCGAUUCAUACCCUUGAUCAAAUCAGGCAAAUUGAUCGUAAAAUGGAAGUCCCGCACGAUGGGCCGAUGUGUGAUCUUCUAUGGUCGGAUCCCGAAGAAACACACGGUUGGGGUGUAAGUCCUCGAGGGGCUGGCUAUCUCUUUGGCAGUGAUGUUGUAUCACAAUUUAAUCAAACAAAUAACAUUGAUUUAAUUUGCCGUGCCCAUCAGCUUGUCAUGGAAGGUUACAAAUGGCAUUUCAAUGAAACAGUGUUAACAGUAUGGUCAGCGCCAAAUUAUUGUUAUCGCUGUGGAAAUGUGGCUGCUAUACUUGAACUUGAUGAACAUUUGAAUCGAAGUUUUACAAUAUUCGAAGCUGCACCACAAGAUCAACGUUCUGCUGCAACAAAACGUGUUGUGCCCGAUUAUUUUCUUUGA